Hemicordylus capensis (graceful crag lizard) is the source of this 2089-nucleotide messenger RNA. RefSeq names its product paired like homeodomain 2 (gene PITX2). Gene Ontology annotation, biological process: anatomical structure morphogenesis; regulation of transcription by RNA polymerase II. The record is from RefSeq and is a predicted model, not a curated record. The transcript is spliced from 3 exons. Gene Ontology annotation, molecular function: DNA-binding transcription factor activity, RNA polymerase II-specific; RNA polymerase II cis-regulatory region sequence-specific DNA binding. Gene Ontology annotation, cellular component: nucleus. Lineage: Eukaryota; Metazoa; Chordata; Lepidosauria; Squamata; Cordylidae. Bases 215 to 1237 code for a protein of 340 amino acids.
GCCUUGCUGAGCCUUGAGCCGGACUGGCCGCCCUGCGCGAAGUGCAGCUGACAAGGUGAAGCUGACCCGGGGCUGCUCCAGGCGCCUCCUCUAGGGCGGACGGCGGCUACCUCCUGCGCCUAGACCCCACUCCCCAGAGUUCUCCUCUGCUAGAGGUGCACAGGGCGGCCCCAGGCGGACCGGGCUGGCCCCCGAGCUGGGCUCUCGGUGCCCGAUGAACUGCCUGAAAGAGUCGCUGAGCCUGGAGCGCUUGGGAGCCGGGAAUAAACUGUGCUCCACCUCUCCCUCCUCCUCCUCCUCCGCCUCCUCCUCCUCCUCCUGCCACCACCAUCAGCACCACCACCACCACCCGGCCCUGGUUAUGGCUUCUGCCCUAACGCCCGGGCAACCGCGAUCGGCCUUGGAUUCUGCCAAACACCGGCUGGAGGUGCACACCAUCUCGGACACCUCCAGUCCCGAGGCGGCAGAGAAAGACAAGAGCCAGCCCAGCAAGAAUGAGGACGCGGCUCCCGAGGAUCCGUCCAAGAAGAAACGGCAGCGGCGGCAGCGGACUCACUUCACCAGCCAGCAGCUGCAGGAGCUGGAGGCCACUUUCCAACGGAACCGCUAUCCGGACAUGUCGACGCGGGAGGAGAUCGCCGUUUGGACCAACCUCACCGAGGCCCGAGUCAGGGUUUGGUUCAAGAACCGCCGGGCCAAGUGGCGGAAGCGCGAGCGGAACCAGCAGGCGGAGCUCUGCAAGAACGGCUUCGGGCCCCAGUUCAACGGCCUGAUGCAGCCCUACGACGACAUGUACCCGGGCUACUCGUACAACAACUGGGCGGCCAAGGGGCUGACCUCGGCCUCGCUCUCCACCAAGAGCUUCCCCUUCUUCAACUCCAUGAACGUCAACCCGCUGUCGUCGCAGAGCAUGUUCUCGCCGCCCAACUCCAUCUCCUCCAUGAGCAUGUCUUCCAGCAUGGUGCCCUCGGCGGUCAGCGGCGUGCCGGGCUCCAGCCUCAACAGCCUCAACAACUUGAACAACCUGAGCAACCCCUCCCUCAACUCGGCCGUGCCCACGCCCGCCUGCCCCUACGCCCCUCCGACCCCUCCUUACGUUUACAGGGACACGUGUAACUCUAGCCUGGCCAGCCUGAGACUCAAAGCCAAACAGCACUCCAGCUUCGGCUACGCCAGCGUUCAGAACCCGGCCUCCAACCUGAGCGCCUGCCAGUACGCCGUGGACAGGCCUGUGUGAGGAAGCGCCUGCCUUCCCUUCGCUUGGCUCCAUUCAGAAGAGAAACCCCGCCGAAGAAUUCUGAAUGAACAAGGGAGGCGGCGCGGCCUCGAUCAAAGGACUUGAACGUUCGAAUCGAAAGCAAAAGGGCACUAUUGAGAGAAAAAGCAACGGAAUUAAGCAAAAUGCAAACAAGAAAGGGACUGGGGGGGGAGGGGGGACGAGGGAAACCACUGAAAUUACCGAGUUCCUUUGUUUUCCAAGGAUCUGCCCCUGUUCCGCCUACCCUUUCGCUAAAAAGAAGAAGAAAGUAUUUCCAACAUAUUUCCCACAAGGACAUAUAUUAUAAAUAUAUAUAGAAAUACGGACAAACAUUUGACAGCAUAUGAUAUGACAUUUUAAUGUUCCUAUAAGCUCGUUAUUUUUUAUGUUUAGCAUUGUUAACAUUAAAAGAAAAAAAUUACGGGAAAGGAUGUAUAUAUAUAUCGAAAUGUCAAAUUAAUUUUAUAAAAACAGUUGUUAGUAAUAUCGCCACAGUGUUUUUAAAAGUUAGGCUUUAAAAUAAAGCAUGUUACACAAGAGAUUAGGGGUUUUUUUUCCGCUUGCGAGCAAGGGAAUGUAUAUACUAAAUCCGACACUGUAUGUUUCUAACAUAUUAUUAUUAUUAUUGUUAUUAUUAUUAUUAUUAUUAAAAAAUCCAUUGUGUGAAUAUCGGUUUUUAGAAUAGUACCUCUGGUGGCUGCAAUGGUGACUCUGAAACUGCAAUGUAAAACAUACCCUGUGUAUAACAUUUCGUAUAAUAUUAUUGUUUUCCUUUUCAGCCAACAUUGGAAAAAAUGUGUUUUUUUUUCUGGAGUAAAAUAUACAGCAUAC